Molecule: messenger RNA, 1713 nt
Organism: Symbiodinium natans
Lineage: Eukaryota; Dinophyceae; Suessiales; Symbiodiniaceae
Source: the annotation of a GenBank genome assembly
AUGGACAGCCAUGCUGCUGCCAAGUGUCCGGAGAAAGCAGGGGCGAUGCGAAUGACGUCACCUUGUCACUUUGCGCCACUAGUGAGGCGCUUGACCCAUCUUCUUGCAUGGUGCUCCGUGGCAUCGGCGGCGGCAGCGCUCGGCCGCGAUGCGCACAAUUGCGAGGUGGCCAAUUGUGAAGAGGAUUCCGCCCUGCUUCAGUUGACAUCUCAUAAUCGUGCAAGUCCGACUCUUGAACAGGGUCCAAUGCGCUCAAAUGCGGAGCUUUGGGCAACCUAUUCGGGACUGGACUUUAUGCUGAAUCAAUCCAAGGAUUUUGUGGCCCACAAGAUAGUCCAAGCCCCCCUGAUGGCAGGGCAGACUGUCAGUGCUGGCUUCGGAAUCAGCCUCCAGAUUGGCCACCUCAUUGCGACGACAGUGCCGGCGAUCCAAUUCAUAUCGCCAGUUUGGACAGAAGCUGGUGUGCGAGUGAGUGUUGAAGUCACAGGACUUCAAGCCAAAGCAGACCUAAAGGUUUCUUCUCCUGAAUCAGAGGGCGAGCUUCUUGUCAAUAUCGAUGGGCUUUUCGAGGGGAACUAUAACAUCGCUGUGGUGGACGAGCGGAUCACAGUUGGGGUUGGUAGCCUGGUCACCCGAAAUUUACAUGUUCAGCCGAAGCUCGAGUUGUCUUGUGUGAGUCCUGGCUUUUGGAGUUCGGUGCCGUGCGCCGCGAUUAGCGCACUGAAUGGAAAUGUUCCUGGUUGGCUUGUGGACACUAUUCUAUUCUUUACGAGGUCGCAUGUGGAAGAACUGCUCCAAAAUAUCAUUGAGCAGAAGCUUGAUGCAAAUCUGCGAAGCCUUCCAGACAAGUUGCAAGUUUUUUCUUCCAACGCAACUAAUGUGCAGCUGGCAUUCACCCCUUUGGGCAUACUUCAGUCUUAUGACCUCAAAGCAGCAUCGUAUCAUGUUCUUGCAGAGGGCGUUCCACAGUCAGAUGAAGAGUUUCCUGUACCAGGGCUUUUGCUUCAGAACCAUUCUACAACGUCGAUGUUUGCCAUGGCGUUCAGCAGCAGCGUUCCGAACAGUCUGUUUGCCGUUCUGCAUGAUUCUGGCGUGCUCAGCCACACAAUCUUCCCGCAGGAUCUGCCUAACAAUAGCAUGUUUGGCCUGGAUACAUUUAGCCUGGAGCUUGCAUUUUAUUGCCCUUGGUUAAAAACAGUGUAUGCCUUUGAGUGCCCAUUUUGGCAGCCCUGUCCAGUGUCGGCGACCAUUCAGACUUCUGCACGGCCAGUUAUUGAUCUGUCUGAUGGCUUGAGCCUAACCAUUCCUCUCUCGGUGGAUUUCCAUCUGCUGAAAGAAGCUUCAGAACCAACGUUUCUAUGGCGGCUGAACACAACAGCUACUGGAACUCUGCAGCCAUCCAUGGUGCAUUUGGGCCCAUGCGACCAGCUACUCAAAGCCACCCUCGAAGAACUGCAUACCAGCUGGUUCGAGGUUACAAAAUCCAAGGAUGACUCUUGGGUAGCGACAGCUCUCUCCAUCAACCUUUUCUUGCCCAUGCUGAUCAAUGGACCAUUGCUGGAUCAGAUUAAUGCUCACCUGGACGAAGGCAUUCCCCUCAAGCCUAUUGCCUUCGGUGGGUCUCGUUACGCGUUGUCAAACUCGUCCGUCAACGCAUCGUCGGGCAGAUUUAUUUUGUCCAGCAAUGUCUGGCUUGCCGACAGCUGCCCUUGA